CUGUAUCCCAGCUUUGACACAAAAAGCUGGUUUUUAUUACACAAGCGAUUCCUCCUGGAAUCAGACACGGAGCAGCAGGCUCAGGACUAAGUCUGCACUGGAGGAAAUUAACAGCGAGGGAGAAGCGCUAAUCACACCUCCGUGUGGGAGCCAGCUCCCGGGAGCAGCGUGUGCCGCCAGCCCCAGGAUAUUCCCUGCCUCCAACCUGAAGUGAUCCCUCCUGGAACGGUUCAGUCGCGCCUGCAGUUCACCUUUGCCUGCAGUUAACCAGCGUGCAAUUUGGGUUUAAUGGAGCUGGGUUUAUUGUUCCUCUUUGGACUUACGAUUACGUCGACUGCAGGGAGCGCGCUGCCCCGGCCCCGCUCCGCGCUGCCGGCGGCCGGCCCGGGACACCGCGAGCGCGACGAGAGCGGAGCGGCGGCGGCCGCGGGCGGCAGGGCCAGGGCGGACGGCGGAGCGCUGCGGCACCGGGCCCGCCGCUGCACUUGCUACACCUACAAGGACAAGGAGUGCGUGUACUACUGCCACCUCGACAUCAUCUGGAUCAACACCCCCGAGAGGACUGUGCCAUAUGGACUGUCUAACUACAGAGGCAGCUUCAGAGGCAAAAGGUCCACAGAGCAGAGUCAGAGUGCUCCCCAGUCCUCACUCCGGUGCUCCUGCUGGGAUGCUCACGACAAGCAGUGUUUGCAGUUUUGCAGAAGGAUGCAGGACAGAAGGAGAAAUCAUGGAUCAAUGAAAAAGACAGAGGAGAAAGACCAAUGCAGGGAAGAGGAACACAAUUUUGUUCAGUAGCACAGAGAGUCUGGAGGAUUCUGAACAAUCAGCUUUAACAUUUAUUUGCUGGAGCUCAGAAACAAGAACUUAAACUACAACUCUCCCUUGAGAUGGACAAACUUGAUGCUUCAGUGUGAUGCCAGUGGAGAAUUCCGCAGCAGGCAACACUUGCAUUUCAGCAGUGCCCCUCUGAGGGCAUGGGAACCUGGAUGAAGAAGCUUUUC
Messenger RNA from Passer domesticus (house sparrow), 1001 nucleotides. It is a transcript of the gene EDN3, whose product is annotated as endothelin 3. The record is from RefSeq and is a predicted model, not a curated record. NCBI's taxonomy places the organism in Eukaryota, Metazoa, Chordata, Aves, Passeriformes, Passeridae. Gene Ontology annotation, cellular component: extracellular region. The coding region runs from base 289 to 795 and encodes 168 amino acids. The transcript is spliced from 6 exons. Gene Ontology annotation, biological process: vein smooth muscle contraction; regulation of vasoconstriction; intracellular calcium ion homeostasis. Gene Ontology annotation, molecular function: endothelin B receptor binding; hormone activity.